Drosophila eugracilis is the source of this 2498-nucleotide messenger RNA. RefSeq lists its product as uncharacterized. The transcript is spliced from 6 exons. Bases 677 to 2239 code for a protein of 520 amino acids. NCBI's taxonomy places the organism in Eukaryota, Metazoa, Arthropoda, Insecta, Diptera, Drosophilidae. The record is from RefSeq and is a predicted model, not a curated record.
UGGCGCAUGGGACAACGGUUAACGUCUUGCCGCCUUAAGCCCCUUCCUCUAGUUGUUGGUGUAUUGUUUUGCGGUCUGCGCUCGCGACUAACUUGGCUAACUUCUGGAUUUGGAAUUGGCCUGGUGUAUUGCAUCUGCACACUCGGUGGCGCGCGCUUGUCUUCUUGAGACUUCUUCGGCGUUUCGCGAGUUUUUUUUUUGUUUUUACUGUGAUUACUGUUUUUCAGUUGAGAGCGUGUGAAGUGCGUACAUGCGUAGUGGAUGAUAAUUAACCAAUUUGAAAAUUACUGUUCUUCUGCUUUAUUUUAUAAUUCCAAUUAACCGCAAAAUUGCGUAAGGAAUUCGAUUGUGCACAAAAUCACGAAAAGAUUGAUAAAUUACUGUUAUAAGGCGUGAAUAAAGAAUACUGAAAGGAUAAAAAAGUUAUUUUAAUAGACAAGAUUCUCGAACUUGGACUCGGAGUAGGCCAAUUAAGAGUUAGCCACGCGGCCACACGAACAGGUGUCGGCGGUUCCAGCAGCAACAUCAACAGCAACAUCUAGUGACAGCAGCAACAUCUAAAGACAGCAGCAGCAACAAGUGGCAUCAUUUGCGGUUUUGAUAGCCGGGCGGGUUUGCCGUUGCCUGGUAUAAAAAAAAGAAGAAGCAACAAAACCAAAAACGGGAAAUCGGAAACAUGUUCUCCUCCAGCGCCGUCGCAUCCUCAUCCUCUUACUCAUCCUCCAUUUCGAUUCCACGUCGUGGUGGCGGCUUCAAUCUCGGCCAGCUGCUACCUUUGGCCAUCGUUAUCGGAGUGUUGCAUCUGCCGCAGUUUGUGUGUCAUGCUAGCUGGGCAACCAGAACGCCAGAGAAUUCCAUUAACGAGACGACCGCCUCCUCGACCGCCAUGCAAAUCCAGACAUUGCAGGUGAAUUGCAGCAGGGAACUGCUCGAAAUGCAUUUGGAACUGAGCCGGCCCUUUCGAGGAUUACUCUAUGCCAAGGACUUUCCACUGGAGUGUCGGGCGAGAGGACAGGACUCCACACGUCUUCACCUUCGCAUUCCCACCUCGGGUUGUGGUGUUCGGGCAGAGCCGCUCGAGGAUGGUAGUUUAGAGUAUACGGUGCGCGUGAUGCUUCAAAAGGAGCAAAAACUCCGCCAAAGUACCGACAUUCUUAGUGCCGUAAGGUGCCAACUUCCGGCCAAUGCCAUGGGAAUGCCACUUCCUGUCCUAAGACAGGAAAAAGGACACGAAAGAAAUGCACGAAUGCGAGCUUUGGCAGCGGCUGCCGUUCCAGCUCUUUCCGUAUCCUCAGCAGCACCCACAGCCAGUGCCACCCAUCAAUACAUGGAGACUCCACGGGUUAGGAUAUGGUUGGAAUUGGGUGGCCCGAAUGGAACUGGAUCCGUAGAGGUCGGUGUGGCUACCACCUUGACCGUAAGGGCCAUCGUUCCGGGAAAUAUUGGAGUGCGGGUGGUGGAUUGUGCUGCUCUCGAUGGAUUGGGUGAAUCCACACAGCAGUUAUUAGAUGCCCGUGGCUGUCCCAUCGAUGAGCAGGUAAUGCCCGCUUUGCACACCCAGCACCGGCCGGCAGAGGAGGGAUGGUCCAAGCAGCACGAGGAAGACUUGGUCGAGCGGACAUUCGCGGCCACGUUUCCCGCCUUCAAGUUCCCGGACCGCGAACGCCUCCACGUCAGCUGUGGCGUGCAACUUUGCAAAAGGAAGUGUCCGACUCUAAAUUGUCGCCAGAAGACACCUUCGCCGGCGUUGAGUGCUGAUCAGCACUUGGCCCGCAUCGAGGUAUUCAAUUCGCUGGCCGUCACAGCUCCUCAAAUCGAGGUGGAUCGCCUGCGAUACGACAGGCGCCACAAUAUGAGCGGAGAUGAUUAUUCGCCGCAUGUUAGGAGUCAACCUGUGCCUGGUGAGGGAACCCUAUGUCUGUCCAUCUCCAAGUUGGCCAUCUCUUUCUGCGUGCUAGGCCUGAUUUUCCUGGUAGCCGUUGUAGUGGCCAUCUUUUCGCUGAUUCGAUCGCGUCGCCAAGAGCGUCGUCACGGAGCGGGAUUAAGUUUGGGACUUGGUCUGGGAUUCGCCGGAACAAGCACCUCGAACAGCAGCAGCCGGUUGCAUCAGGAUCGGGCGGAGAUCUGCACCUCGAUGUUCUCCUCCAGCAGCGAAUCAGCACAAUCGCAGCCUCGUUUUGGGGCCAAGUUCCUUAUGCCUUACUAUCCCAAUACCUUGCCCUACGGCCGUGUCUACUAAGUAACUUGUUAACUGGUUAGUUUAUUAACAGAUUAAUGGAACGGCCUCCCAGAGACUGACGGAUUCGUCUAACGAGUGGUACCAAAAUAUGGUCUAACUUUAGCAAUAUUAUUGUAGUAUUUUAUCUUUAUAACUUAAAUGAAAGGAUCUUGAAAGCGUUUUGCAAGUGGUUGAGGGCCAAAAUGCGUUUUGAUGUCCAUUCGCCGAAACUAUAUUUAAUACCUACAUACGCAUAUAUAUACUUUAAAAUAAAACGUAA